Messenger RNA from Nerophis lumbriciformis (worm pipefish), 1056 nucleotides. The record is from RefSeq and is a predicted model, not a curated record. NCBI's taxonomy places the organism in Eukaryota, Metazoa, Chordata, Actinopteri, Syngnathiformes, Syngnathidae.
AUGGAUCUAUUUGACGACUUACCAGAGCCCAUUCAGACCGGUCCUGCCACGGCUGCCAUCUCGCCGCGAUCCGCCAAAGAUGUGGACAACGAUGAGAACCACGUCAAGCGAAAACGAGAGGAAGAAGAACGUGUCACAUCCACAAAAGAAGAAGAGGAGAGCAAGAAAGUUUGUAGAGAAGCCCUCCCUGUGCUGCGAGGUUACGUAGCCGCGAGGCGCGGUGAGCGUGAAGAAAUGCAGGAUGCUCAUGUUUUACUUCCUGACAUGAGUGAUUGUCUGUCAACGCUACCUGCACAAAUAUCAAGGGUGUCAUAUUUUGCUGUUUUUGACGGUCAUGGCGGCGAUCGAGCCUCUCGCUUCGCGGCUGAGCAUUUUCACCACAUUCUAGCAAAGAACUUUCCUCAAGGUGAAAAUGAGAACCUGGACAAGUUAAUAAAGAAAUGCCUUUUGGACACUUUCCGCCAGACGGAUGAAGACUUUCUCAAAAAAGCGUCCAGCCAGAAGCCAGCAUGGAAAGACGGCUCCACAGCAACAUGCGUGUUAGUGCUGGACAACACGGUUUAUGUGACCAACCUGGGAGACAGCAAGGCUGUGCUGUGUCGCAUGGAGGUAGACGGAGAGGCCUCAGAAGGACAGCGUAGGCGGCCGGCCACGUUGGCGCUCAGUCGAGACCACAAUCCCACCAUCUACGAGGAGAGGAUGAGGAUCCAAAGGGCAGGAGGAACAGUCAGGGAGGGACGGGUAAUGGGCGUCCUGGAAGUGUCACGUUCUAUCGGUGAUGGCCAGUAUAAGCGCUGCGGUGUCAUUUCCACUCCAGACCUUAGGAGGUGUCAGCUGACAGCCAAUGAUAGGUUCAUCAUCUUGGCCUGUGACGGCUUGUUCAAAGUGUUUUCAGCAGCUGAGGCUGUCAGAUUUGUCCUUGAUGUCCUUCAGGACAGUAAGUUUACGGGCAAGGAGGAGCAGUUUGAGGCGGCCUGUCAACAGUUGGCCAGUGAGGCGGUUCGACGGGGCUGUGCUGACAACGUCACAGUUAUCUUAAUUUCUAUCGACUUCUAA